CUUGCGCACACCGGACCUUUGAACGGACAGUGAUCGGAGUUCAGUUUUUUUCUCACUCGAGGGAAAUAAUUCCCAUUGGCUCAUGGCAAGAAGAGCCUGAAGUCGAAAAAAGCGGUCCCCUGGUUCUUGAAGUAAUGUUGCCCCCAGUGCUUUGCGGGAAUUUGGUGAAAGCUGUUGUGUAAGAACAUUGCGGACAGCAGUCCAUCGUUGGGUGGGGAGUCCACUCGCCUCAGAUCUCGAAACCGUGGGGGUGCCAACCGAACUCUUCAAGAACCGGACUUGUCAGAGUCACUUUUUAUUUGUUAGGCUAGUGUUGCCGGUGGUGAGAAGCUUGCUGUUAUAAGGUCUGUGGUUCUCGGUGGAUGUAACAUCUCCGUGAACUGGUUCGUCUUGAAGAUGAUUAGCUCCGAUGUAUCCGCGGAAGAACAGUUGACAUUGUGGAUGACCGUCCAAUCCCAGGUUUUUCCCAUCAUCUGAACUACAGAGAGCAGCAUGUCGAACCAGGCUGAUAGACAGGAACGUAUAUGUCCGGCAGCUGGGCGGUAAGCUCCCGUGGGUCAUGGCUGACUGACGGAGGUUGCUGUCAAUGUGGGCAUUGGUGGGAUCCGGCGCCGGAACCUUCAAGUUCGUCCAAAUGCGCGCGGCGGGUCGAUGUCUGCGGUUGUCUGUGCCGUGCUUCCCCCAAGCGGCACCUUGGGGGCACUGGUGUUUCGAAACCAACAAGUUGAUGAAUCCGAAGCAGUACGUGUCGGGCUAAGAAAAGGAUGUAUGUAGGGUCUGCUUUGGCUCGAGGAUUCCCAACAAAAACCCGGGACCUUGCUCCCAAUGAGAAGCUACACAGUCGAGAUGCCCCGAGCGACGGUGAGAUUUGUCACUCGGUCCAGCCGCCCAGUUGAUUCCCACGCGAUGGCAGAUCGUGGAACAGAAGCCAAGUCCCCACGGUCCCCCAAGCUCCAAGCUCCGGGGCGGCGAAACCGAUAGCUUCAUCAGACGACUGGGAGGAUCUGAUAAAAAUACAAAGGCACCUCCUGGGUUGUCCCCUCCUUCUGGAGCCAGGCAAGGGAGCACAUCCCGGUCAUUGGGGGCAACCUGGAAGCUUCCCAGUGUCCAAGGGCUCAGAAGAAGAGGUGAUGACGGGAGGAGGUGGCACGUUACGGGCAUUUUCAUUUCAGUUGGGUCGUGAGGCGGUCAUGGUCACGGUCGAGGUAACUGCCUGAGUAAGCCCCGCGUCAAAUUAUCCGCUGUGUGGGAGUCUCCCGCCAGGCCAAGCUGCCCGCUGUCCCGCUGUCCGCUGUCCGCUGCACGCACUUGAACAAUGACCCUCCCCCUCCGACCUCGAAAGCUCGGGUCCUCUUAAAAGUUUCGUCAUUCAGUCCGCCAUUUCUCCCCUCCCUCUCUGACUUUCUCCAUAACAAAUCCCCCUGGCUGAGGAUUACUCCCUUCCAUCAAUUCUGCUCCGGACAGCACCUCUACAACUUCACCUUUUGCAUCUUGACCGUUUCCCCUGUCGCAGAUUUCCUUCACAAUGUCUGGCGCUGUAAAGCAGGAAGUCAGGGCGUAUUUGCGCUGUGCUCGAGUCAUCGGCGUGCGAGAGAGAGAGGAGGUAUGGCCUCACUCCAGCCAAUGCCGGUGCAAUGCGCCUGUCGUUUUCUACUACAACAGCUUUGCCGGUGACGGAGUGCUUUACCUAUCUACACCUACUGAGUCCCCCCUCCUCAGCGCCCGCCUGGCGAAUAUCAACGUCGGCGGCGUUGUGAACGCUGCUGGCUCCCUCCUUAACCUCCAAUCCCAAAGAAAUGCUAACAGUGAUGAUGGUGGAAGUGCUGAUCUCGGCCUCAUCGGCCUGGCCGUCAUGGGCCAGAACUUGAUUCUGAACAUGGCCGACCAUGGCUUCACCGUUUGCGCUUUCAACCGUACCGUUUCCAAGGUCGACCGCUUCCUUGCCAACGAGGCCAAAGGCAAGAGCAUUGUCGGCGCUCACUCUACCGAGGAGUUCGUUAAGAAGCUCAAAAGCCCCCGCCGCAUCAUGCUUCUCGUCCAGGCCGGCAAGGCUGUCGAUGACUGGAUCGAGACCCUCCUUCCCCUUCUCGAGGCUGGUGACAUCAUCAUCGAUGGCGGUAACUCACAUUUCCCCGACUCCAACCGGAGAACAAAGUACCUUGCCUCCAAGGGUCUCCGCUUCGUCGGUGCCGGUGUCUCCGGUGGUGAGGAGGGUGCCCGCUACGGCCCCUCCAUCAUGCCCGGUGGUGAUGAGUCAGCCUGGCCCUUCAUCAAGGACAUCUUCCAGAGCAUUGCUGCCAAGAGCGGUGGUGAGGCUUGCUGUGAGUGGGUUGGUGACGAGGGUGCUGGUCACUACGUCAAGAUGGUGCACAACGGUAUCGAGUACGGUGACAUGCAGUUGAUCUGUGAGGCGUACGAUAUCAUGAAGCGCGGUCUCGGCAUGUCCAGCAAGGAGAUUGGUGACACCUUCACUAAGUGGAACAACGGUGUCCUCGACUCUUUCCUGAUCGAGAUCACCAAGGACAUCAUGUACUUCAACGAUGAGGAUGGCGAGCCUCUUGUCGAGAAGAUCCUCGACAAGGCCGGCCAGAAGGGUACCGGCAAGUGGACUGCCGUCAACGCCCUGGACUUGGGCAUGCCCGUCACCCUCAUUGCCGAGUCUGUGCUCGCUCGCUGCCUGUCUGGCAUCAAGGAGGAGCGUGUCAAGGCUUCCACCAAGCUCGAGUUUGUUGGCCGUGCCACCACCUUCGAGGGUAACAAGGAGCAGUUCCUCGAGGACCUCGAGCAGGCCCUCUAUGCCUCCAAGAUCAUCUCCUACGCCCAAGGCUUCAUGCUCAUGCAGGAAGCGGCCAAGGAGUACGGCUGGAAGCUCAACAAGCCCUCCAUUGCCCUCAUGUGGCGUGGUGGCUGUAUUAUCCGCUCCGUCUUCCUCAAGGACAUCACCGCCGCCUAUCGCAACAACCCCGACCUUGAGAACCUCCUCUUUGACGACUUCUUCAACAAGGCUAUCCACAAGGCUCAGCCCGGCUGGAGAGACGUCGUCUCCAAGGCCUCGCUCCUUGGUCUCCCCAUCCCCUCUUUCUCCACUGCUCUGUCGUGGUUUGAUGGCUACAGAACCAAAGACCUGCCCGCCAACCUCCUCCAGGCUCAGCGUGAUUACUUCGGUGCCCACACCUUCAGAAUCAAGCCCGAGGCUGCCACGGCUAAGUACCCCGAGGGGCAAGAUAUCCACGUCAACUGGACCGGCAGAGGAGGCAACGUCUCUGCUUCUACUUACCAAGCAUAA
This is a messenger RNA of Podospora bellae-mahoneyi, 3286 nucleotides long. It is a transcript of the gene GND1, whose product is annotated as phosphogluconate dehydrogenase (decarboxylating) gnd1. The transcript is spliced from 4 exons. Gene Ontology annotation, biological process: pentose-phosphate shunt, oxidative branch; pentose-phosphate shunt. Lineage: Eukaryota; Fungi; Ascomycota; Sordariomycetes; Sordariales; Podosporaceae. Bases 1526 to 3286 code for a protein of 586 amino acids. The record is from RefSeq and is a predicted model, not a curated record. Gene Ontology annotation, molecular function: NADP binding; phosphogluconate dehydrogenase (decarboxylating) activity. Gene Ontology annotation, cellular component: cytosol.